UAUUGUUCAUUCCUCCUCUUUCUUGCUCUGUGAAAUAUUUUUCUUGGAGAAGAUGGGAGCCGGCGGCGACGGCAGCGGUGAGACGGUGGCGAAGAGAAGAGGGUGCUCGUGCAGCAAAGAAGACUUCCUUCCGGAGAAGUCGUUCGAGAGCUGGGCUAGCUAUGGGAAGGCGCUACGGGAGACCGGCAUGCGGCUCCGGGACCGGGUGACGGCCCGGUCGCUGGAGGAGACGGAGCUGCACGAGGUGCGGGCGAGGAGCGGGCACGAGAUGAAGAAGAAUCUCUCAUGGUGGGAUCUCAUCUGGUUCGGCAUCGGCGCGGUCAUCGGCGCCGGAAUAUUCGUGCUCACCGGCCAGGAAGCCAACGAAGUGGCCGGCCCUGCCGUCGUCCUCUCCUACGUCGUCUCCGGGAUCUGCGCCAUGCUCUCCGUCUUCUGUUACACCGAGUUUGCUGUUGAGAUCCCGGUCGCAGGUGGUUCUUUCGCUUACCUCCGGGUGGAGCUCGGCGACUUCAUGGCGUUCGUGGCGGCGGGCAACAUCCUCCUCGAGUACGUCAUCGGUGGUGCCGCCGUCGCCCGGUCCUGGACCUCCUACUUCGCCACCCUCCUCAACCACGCCCCCAACGACUUCCGCAUCCACGCCACCGCCCUCGCCGACGACUACAACCGCCUCGACCCCAUCGCCGUCGUGGUCAUCUCCGUCAUCUGCAUCGCCGCCGUCCUCAGCACCAAGGGCACAUCCCGCUUCAACUACAUCGCCUCCAUCAUCCACCUCGCCGUCAUCCUCUUCAUCAUCAUCGCCGGUCUCACCAAGGCCAACGCCGCCAACUACACCCCCUUCGCCCCCUACGGCGUCCGCGGCAUCUUCUCGGCCUCCGCCGUGCUCUUCUUCGCUUACAUCGGCUUCGACGCCGUCUCCACCAUGGCCGAGGAGACCAAAAACCCCGCCAAGGACGUCCCCAUCGGCCUCGUCGGUUCCAUGGCCAUCGUCACCCUUGCCUACUGCGCCCUCGCCGUCACUCUAUGCCUCAUGCAGCCCUACAACACCAUCGACGUCGACGCCCCAUUCUCCGUCGCGUUCCAGGUCGCCGGCAUGGACUGGGCCAAGUACAUCGUCGCCUUCGGGGCUCUCAAGGGGAUGACCACGGUCCUCCUCGUGUCCGCCAUCGGCCAGGCGCGCUACCUCACCCACAUCGCUCGCACCCACAUGGUUCCGCCGUGGCUGGCUCAGGUGCACGGCAAGACCGGCACUCCGAUCAACGCCACCAUCGUCAUGCUCUGCGCCACCGCCGUCAUCGCCUUCUUCACCAAUCUGGGCAUCCUCUCCAACCUCCUAUCCAUCUCCACUCUGUUCAUCUUCAUGCUCGUCGCCGUGGCUCUUCUCGUCCGCCGCUACUACGUCGCCGGCGAGACCUCGGAUUCCGACCGGAAUAAGUUGGUGGCUUGCAUCGUGCUCAUACUGGCAUCAUCCAUCGCGACGGCGACGUACUGGGGGUUGAGCGAGAAGGGGUGGAUUGGGUACGUGGUGACGGUGCCGAUAUGGUUCCUGUCGACGUUGUUCCUGUGGCUGGCGGUGCCCAAGGCGAGGGAGCCGAGGCUGUGGGGAGCGCCGAUGGUGCCAUGGCUGCCGUCGGCGUCGAUCGCGGUCAAUAUAUUCUUGCUGGGAUCGAUCGACAGGGAUUCGUUCGCGAGGUUUGGAAUCUGGACGGCAGCGCUGCUGAUAUAUUACUUGUUUUUUGGUCUGCAUGCGUCCUAUGAUACUGCGAUGGCGGCCGAAAGAACCGCGGGGCCGACGAAGAGGUUGGAGGAGGGCAACGGUGGGCGGUAGGAGGAGGGAGAGAGGAAGGGGAGUGCUGAUGGUGAAAGAAGAAGAACAAGAGUAGCCAAGUGUGCCUAUUAAAUUUCCUAUUGCUUUUUCUUUGGAUUUCAUGAGCAAAGACAGAAAGUGUUGUAAGAAUGUGAAAUUUAGAUGGGGAGA
Molecule: messenger RNA, 1975 nt
Organism: Elaeis guineensis (African oil palm)
Lineage: Eukaryota; Viridiplantae; Streptophyta; Magnoliopsida; Arecales; Arecaceae
Product: cationic amino acid transporter 1-like
Biological process (GO): transmembrane transport; amino acid transport
Cellular component (GO): plasma membrane
Molecular function (GO): L-lysine transmembrane transporter activity; L-glutamate transmembrane transporter activity
Source: RefSeq, a predicted model, not a curated record